UGAUUGAAAGAUUGGUUCUUAUUAUACGUUUGAUUGGAUGAUUAUUGCUUUUAUAUCUGUUCAUUAUAGGGACCUGUAAUUUCACACACACCUCAGAAUCAAGCCAAAACUAACGCAAACCCUAAUUUUACUCCCAACAAAACCAUGCUUGCUCGGCAGAAAUCGAUGAAGCAUCGUGGUGGCGGUGGCAUGGGAAGCGGACCGGCACAGACUGACUUCAGUCGGCCACCAACCCCUCCACCCCUGCCACCGCCAUUUCCUUUGUUUCAAAUGGCUUAUAGAGGUCUGGGGCCGGCAAUGCUGGAUUCAACCGUAAGAGAACCUCCAUUCAAGGGUGGGUCUCAAUUCCAUACAGUGAAUGAUCACUCUUCUCAAAGAAAUUCUUCCCACAGGGGUAACUUUGGGCCCCGCCCCUAUGGAGAUGCAAUGCAUCGCAAUGGUCAUGGAGUAAGACACAAUCAGGGGCGUGAAUGGAAUGGUCCUCGAGGUUCUAAUGCACGGGAUGUGCAUAUGCCGCAGCAGAUGGCUCCCCCUCCUCCGAGGGGAUUUAUACAAUCACCACCCCCCAGUCCUUCCCCUUUCAUUGCACCCUCUCCUGUGAGACCCUAUGCGAACCCUAUGGGUUUUGAUAUGGUAGGUCCAUUCUAUUAUCUCCCAACACUGCCUCCGGACUCCUUCAGAGGUGUGCCUUUUGUUGCUCAUGGCUCGCCCCCACCACCGCCGCCGCCGCCAAUGUUUUACCCUCUAGUGGAUCUUUCUUUGCCUGCUUUGUUACUCAAUCAGAUAGACUAUUAUUUCAGUGAUGAGAACUUGGUAAAAGACAAUUUUUUAAGGUCGAAAAUGGAUGAUCAUGGUUGGGUUCCCAUCACUUUAAUUGCUAGCUUUCCUCGAGUUCAGUGUUUGACAAGCAACAUCCAGUUUAUUUUGGAUUCGUUGCGAGCCUCAACAGUUGUGGAAGUACAGGGAGACAAGGUAAGGAGGCAUAAUGAGUGGAGGAAGUGGUUACCCGCUAAUGCUCGGUUUCCGACUGACUCAGGCUCACAGUCACCGGGUGGAUCAACUGACGAUGUGCUGGCUGCUUCUUUCCAGGUGGUCUCACUGAACGGAGUGACUACAGACCAAAAUAGUAAUUUGGGUGCCGCAGAUAAUCAUGUAGAAGUAUUUCCAGGUAGAUAUUCAUCUGAGGAGUUGACUGGCCAGUCUAGUUUGGCUAAUGGGGAGUGUAGUGCUGAAGAAGCAUAUUCAAGUGUAAUAUGAAUUCAAGCCAUGAACAAGAAAUUUGCAUAUUCAGCCAAGGUUGGUAGAGUUUAUCUUAGAUGGUUCUUGGGUUGCGAGGUGGUGGG
Messenger RNA from Ilex paraguariensis (yerba mate), 1343 nucleotides. NCBI's taxonomy places the organism in Eukaryota, Viridiplantae, Streptophyta, Magnoliopsida, Aquifoliales, Aquifoliaceae. The record is from the annotation of a GenBank genome assembly.